CGGCGCUGAGGGGAGCGCUGAACAGCCAGCCGGGUUUGGGGCGAAAAACACCCGGUUCAGGCAAAAUCGGGCCGGUGGGAUAACGGCAGCUUGCUGGGGAGGCAGCGGGAGACGGAGAGCAGCAGGAGGUUCUGGUAAAAGCGGUGGGUUUGCAAAAAAUUACCUGAAAAAGCAGCCGGGUGUUGAAGCAAAACGAGCUCCUGAGCGCGGCUGAGGAAGGAGACUGCGGGACGAGAAACAACACAACCCACGCGAUUCUGAAGAGAAAUAAAGGCGGUUCCCAAAGGGCCGCCGUGGAGUGAGGGUAAGUCCCUGUCCCGCAGGGAGCAGCUCUUUGAGGCGGGAUCCUGACGGGUGGCGGCAUUCCCGGCCGGUCAUCCCGCUGCAUCCGAGUUAAAGGCAAGUAAAGCAGUGGGGUGAAUCCCUGUUCCACAGGGGUUCGGCUGUUUGAGGCCAAAUCCUGCUGGGUGACGGCAUUCCCAGCCGGACAUCCCACUGGAUCCGAAGUUAAAGCCGCAUUAUCCCACCUGACCACCACCCGGGCACCGGACCAUGGAUCCGCGGCACUGGAGGCGUCUCCAGCUCGGGAAUCUUUCCGACUGUCCCAACGGCUCCCGCUGGGUGAUGGAUGUGUUCAAUGAGUGUGCCCAGGACAGCCGGGACAUCGCCAGCGUUAUCCUGGGUCUGGUUUCCAUCUUCUGCUUUGCAGCUGCCUCCUUUCCGCAGUUUUACCAAGCCUGCAGAACAGGCAUCAUGGACCGGGCCCUCUCCAUAUAUUUCCUGCUGGGAUGGCUGGGCGGAGACCUCCUAAACCUCAUCGGUUCCUUCCUGGCUCAUCAGUUGCCCCUGCAGGUUUACACAGCUAUUUACUAUGUGCUCGCAGACCUGGUGAUGCUGUCUCUCUACUGCUACUACAAAGUGAAGAACCGGGGUGGAGGAUUCACUGCCGAGAUCAACGCAGCCUUCGUCUUCCUUUCCCUGGGGACACUGUCGACCGUCUCCUUCCUGGGCAGAGGUGCUGCGGUGGCGCAGGACCCGGUGGUGGUCAAAGGAAGGUCCCUGCUCUCCACUCACGUGGGUGAGCUUGUGUCAGAGCCUUUCACCAGGGGCGAGAUCAUCGGCUUCACCAUCGGCUCCGUCUCCUCUGUGCUGUACCUGUGCUCCCGAGUGCCCCAGAUCUACACGAAUUACAAGAGGAAAUCCACCAUCGGGAUCUCCUACUCCCUCUUUGCCCUGGUGAUGCUGGGGAACUCGCUCUACGGCCUCAGUGUCCUCCUGAAGAACCCUGAGCCAGGGCAAAGUGAAGGUGACUACGUCCUGCACCACCUCCCCUGGCUGGUGGGCAGCCUGGGCGUCCUUUCCCUCGACAUAGUUAUCUCCUUCCAGUUCCUUGCUUAUCGGAGAGGAAGACCUGGUAGCCAUGAAGAGAGGGGUGCUCUUCUCGGGGAGCACGGGGACAGCCUGGAGAGCUGACAGAGGGACCUGCCCCGGAGGGAGAAGAGCAGGAUGCGGACACAAAAGCUGACCUCAGCGCUGGGCAAACCAGCUCCUCCACCCCGGCAGCUCCUGGGAGAAGAGGACUUGAGCCAGGGGCUGACAUGUUGUGCUGCUAAAGCCCAGCCGGGCGGCAGAGGGUACUGCUGAGAGCCCUCGUGCCUCUUUGAUACCAAUGAUGCUAUUGGGAUGAACAGGGAAUAACUUAAUACCUCAAAAGGUUGCUCUUUGUAGCUCUUACAGCUGAGCCCAGUCACUUCUCUUUAUCUGUUGCCUCUCUGGGGUGAUCUGGAGCUUCCUCAGCGCCGUCAAACAUGAGAAGAGCUGGAAGGGCUGUGGGGAGGGGAUGGAGAUGAGCGGCCCACCACAACCAUGAGCACCAGUUACCUCUGUGGGCCUCGUGUCUCCACCACUGACUCUAGAAGAUACCUCAGUGACUGGACCCAUUCAGAAGGAGGGAGGGAAGGAGCAGCAUAACCAAAGUGUUUCACUCCACACAAACCUGCUUUAAUUAGCACGGCUCAUGUCUAUAAAACAAGUCCUUGCCCA
Molecule: messenger RNA, 2043 nt
Organism: Strigops habroptila (Kakapo)
Lineage: Eukaryota; Metazoa; Chordata; Aves; Psittaciformes; Psittacidae
Gene: SLC66A1
Product: solute carrier family 66 member 1
Exons: 8
Coding region: 553-1473 (306 amino acids)
Source: RefSeq, a predicted model, not a curated record